Molecule: messenger RNA, 2410 nt
Organism: Brassica rapa (field mustard)
Lineage: Eukaryota; Viridiplantae; Streptophyta; Magnoliopsida; Brassicales; Brassicaceae
Product: protein DOWN-REGULATED IN DIF1 11-like
Source: RefSeq, a predicted model, not a curated record
CGAUUCUCCUAACAUUAUUCUACUAUAUGUGUUCACAAACAACACAAUAAGUUAUUGUCAAUAAUUAAUCUUAUGUCCAAACAAUAUAAAGCAUUAGGUCCAGUCUUUUUAAUAACUUUUUAUUUAUCUUUUUUCAAUUAUUUGUUUUAAAACCACUCAAAUAAUUUAUACGAAGUUAAAAAUAACUAUAACUAUUUUUGCUGGUUUAGAUACUACAAAAAAAGCAUUUAAUAUGAGAUUAAUUAAAUUAAUAAGUUAUUUUGUUUGUAUUUCAGAAAAAAAAAUUGAAUUUAUUUAAACUUAAUAAAUACUCCCUCUAUUCCUAAUUAGAUGAUGUUUUAAGAAGGGAAUUUUGUUUCAAAUUAGAUGAAGUUUUGAGACUUUUAAGGUAAUAAAAACUAAUAAAAUAUUCCUACUAAUUAAUUUUUUAAAUUAAUUAAUCUUUUUUCCAAUAUUUAUGUACACUUCACGAUGAAGUCAACAAUAGUUUAAUUACCUUCUUUAAUCAUUGUAGUUUAAUUACAUUCUUUAAUCCAAUAUUACACAAAAAAAGUGGAAACAAUUCGGUACUAAGAGUUUUAAUCAAGAAUAGAAAAAGAAUACCUGGAACCCAUGAAAUCUCUUCAUCACCAUCGCUGAAGAUUUCUUCUCUGGGUGGAGAUGCAUUUAAAUCAAACAAAACUCCUCUUUCAUCAUUUUUGAGCUUACAAAUUCAAAUCAAAAUUGGUAUUGUUCUGAAACUAGUGUAAGUAAAAAACGGUCUCAAAUUUUUUUUCAGUUUGGCUCCAUUAUGUUUCUUUGAAAUUUAACUUCAUGCAUGUAAAAUUUAGUUCCAAAUUAAAAAGAUACUAAAAGAUGCCGUGUCACUGUUUGUGUUCACACUAUGAGUAGCAUUACUUUUAUAUGUCUAAUCAAAUGUUUUGAAUAUAAAUAAUAUUUUUCUUAAUCUUUGUGUUUUGUAUUAAAACAUCAUCUAAUGAGGAACAGAGAGAGUAUUAGAUUGUUAUUCGAAAAUUAUUUUUCUUCAUAAGAACAUAUUAUUAUAUAUGCUAAAUUAUGCUUGGUUUAAGUUAACAUUAAAUAGCUUUAUAUUAAAUAAAUUUUAGAACCAAUAAAUUAACAUCAAAUAAGUUUUAUAAUUAACAUUUUAUCAAAUAAGUAUAUAUCACAAAUUUAAUUCGACAAACUAAAUAUGUUUUAUUAAAACCUCGUAAUGAUACAUAUUGAAGUAAUUAAAAACAAAAUUAAUUAAUAUUUUAGAUAAUUUUCCUCUUUAAUAAAAUAAUUUAUUAUGUAUGUUUAAAUACACUAAAAUAAAAAUGUUAAAACAUUACCUAUAUAAUAAAGUUAAAAUAUAUUGAUAUUAUAAAUUAGAUUUUUUUUAAAGAUAUUUUCGCGCAUUUAAUCGUGGGUUAUAGUCUAGUAUCUCUUAAAGCAAAACAAUUAAAUGCUGAAUUUUAUGAAGUUUCAACAUAAAGUGAUUAAUGAACAAACUUCUUAUCAAUUAAUUAUGAUUCAUCAAAGCACCAUGUUCAUUGCCCUAUAAAAUCAUCUCUCGUUCAUUGAUACCACUCAAACAUCUACCAAUAUCAAAAGCAAAAGAAAAUAUGGCAAAGUCUCUUCACAUUGCAAUGUUUGUAUCUAUAGUAAUGUUCUUCACGUCAAAUUCAAUUUCUUCCGAGGAAAUUGAUCAAUAUUCACAAGAGGCACCAGGAGAUGUGAAGAUAUCUCCCACAUCGGAUUUUGAUAUUUACGUCGAAUAUCCUGAUGAAUCUUCAUUUAAAGAAGCCGAUUCACCCGCACUGGAAGCUGAGGCGAAGUUUGAACAUCAUUACGCGGACAAACAGUUCCGUUUUCUUAAGGUUUGCGCUCAAAAACUGACCUCAUCACACUGUGGAGAUGUUCUUUUCAAGAACAUGGUAAGUGAGGGAACGCCAGUAUUGUUAGCUGAAUGUUGUGCUGAGCUACUAAAGAUUGGAAAAGAUUGUUAUCUAGGAACAGCACAAGUCAUUUUAUCGACUUACGAGUAUAGAAAUAUUGCGUCUAAGGCUAUUCCGAAAAGCAAACAGACAUGGAAUGAUUGUGUUCGUCUAACUGAGAAUUGAAACUCAGAUGGGCAGUUUGAUCUUUAUUGAGGAACUAAACUAAUUGAUAUUCCAUUGUGCUGAUGUUUUAUAUAUGCGAUUAUGUAACUCACGCGUUAUGACAGUUACCAUUUAUACUUUUAAAGCAGAAUCCUUCUUAGAAUUAUGCCCCUGAUUUUUCUAAUUAAUUACAAAAAUUUCCAUUAAUUUUUCCAAUUGUUUUUAAUGGUUUUCAGAAAUUAAAAGCCCAACAUUACUUCUGUCCAACUAAACAAAACAACCCAAUAAUUUAAAAACUUAAAGUCAAAGAAGCCCAACAGUGUUUU